GAAAAAGUGGCUAUGACGGCAAGUUUAAGUUCAGUGUAUGGUAGAAUAUUUAAUGCAUCAUAUGCAGUAGAUGGAAUAACAGAAUGCUUGACAGGAGUUGAUCGGAACUUAGCUUGCACUGAAAAUCAGACCAAUCCCUGGUUGAAAGUCAAUCGAAACAACACUAGCACUGUGGAUAGAGUUUUGAUUUACAAUAGGCAAGACUGCUGUGGGGAACGACUACAUGAGGUUCGAGUAGAUGUCAUAGACAAUGGACGUAAUGUUUCGUGUGGUUUUUACCAGGGACCAGCCGCCAAUGGAGACCGUAUCCUGUUUCUGUGUGAAAUGGAGACGAGAGGGAGUGGUGUUAUUAUUUCUAUUUUAUCAAAAGACGGACCAACUGAUUUCCUUAGUGUUUGUGAAGUUGAGAUAUAUGGUCAAUCUUAA
Molecule: messenger RNA, 426 nt
Organism: Saccostrea cuccullata (small rock oyster)
Lineage: Eukaryota; Metazoa; Mollusca; Bivalvia; Ostreida; Ostreidae
Product: fucolectin-like
Exons: 2
Coding region: 13-426 (137 amino acids)
Source: RefSeq, a predicted model, not a curated record